ACUUGAGCCACAGGAGGGACCCCGGAAAGUUGGCAGGACCGGGACACCUCCCAGAACCAGCGACAACUCGGCCUGGAUGGGGUAACUCCACCCGCUGCACACUGCCCUCGUCGGCUUCCGCCUGGCCAGAAUCAAGACCAGCCCCUGUGGAGAUCACCUACAAAAACAUGAGGUUCCUCAUCACCCACAAUCCCACCAAUGCCACCCUGAACAAGUUCAUUGAGGAGCUGAAGAAAUAUGGAGUCACCACUGUCGUGAGAGUUUGUGAGGCCACCUAUGAUGCUAGCCUGGUGGUGAAGGAGGGAAUCCAGGUCCUGGAUUGGCCUUUCGAUGAUGGAGCUCCUCCCUCUAACCAGAUAGUGGACGAUUGGCUGAACCUUCUGAAACUGAAGUUUAGGGAGGAGCCUGGCUGCUGCAUCGCUGUCCACUGUGUGGCAGGACUGGGGAGAGCUCCUGUUCUGGUCGCACUCGCUUUGAUAGAAUGUGGGAUGAAAUAUGAAGAUGCUGUCCAGUUCAUUCGACAGAAGCGUCGAGGAGCGUUCAACAGCAAGCAGCUCUUCUACCUGGAAAAAUACCGUCCAAAGAUGCGCCUGCGCUUCAAAGAUUCCAACGGCCAUCGCAAUAACUGCUGCAUCCAGUAGAGCCAAAUGCUGAGCCAUGCCAACACCACACACACACACACACACACACACACACACAUAUACACAUAUACAUACACUAAGGAAGAGCUCAAUCUAAAGUUGCUAGCUUAUGGCAGGCUUGUUUUCUUAGUCAUUGUGGUAAAAUAAUUUUAUUUGGAAAACCAUGCGCGGUAAAAAAAAAUUGACUGUCCCAAAAUCGAAGUGUCAAAAAAGAAAAAAGGAAAACAAGUUGUGUGAAUCAGGAUCGCAGUGUUUCCUCUUUAUGUGCCCAUUUAAAAAAAAAUAAAAAUAAAUAAAAUAAAAAAAAAGCAUUAGAAAGGGCAACGCUGAGUCGUGUGUCAUUGUAAGAUGUUUGAUUAAUUGUUUUCUCCGUAAACGUUUCCCCAAAGACCUUUAUUGGCCACAGUGCGUUUAUAUUGCCUGAGAAUGUGCUAGAAAAAGAUAUCUUUAAUUUCACGUGAGCAAUUAUUUUGUCCCCUCCCUCAUUCAGUUUUAGGGUUCCGUUUUCAAGACUGACUAGAAAGAGGUAUGCCUUCCUUAAAAUCAGAUGGUUCAUCCAUAAAUGCCUUACAAUCAAAGUGGAACAAAGGCAAUCGAGGCGGGAGUUGCCUCCUGCUGGCAUUUGGAAAAAGGUUUCAUUUUUCUACUCGGAACAAAAAAACGUUGCCUUUGUCUCGUGCAGGAAGUCUGACACACACUUAAGCCCUUUCAGCAACUAUUUUUUAAUAUAAAAUGCUUAAUUGUUGCAAUAUUUGUCAACUUAAAGUCUUGGAACUCGUACUUUUUCUUCUUUCCUCUAUCAAAUUUUCCAUUUACUUAAACUGCCAUGUCCAAAAUGUGAUUUUCACUUUUUUUUCUCUUUUUUUUUUCCCCCGCUUUAAACUGGACUUCCAACGUCUGCGAUAUUUUGUAUGCCUUUUAUUUGAUGUCCGUAACUUAAGACUUGGAUACUUGAUGAUUUUAUGUAUUUGAAAAAUGUGUACUAUUAUUAUUAGGUUGGCUAUUUAUACUAUCACUGGAUGUGUGAUUUAGUACCGUGAGCGACAAAGUUGUACCUGUUCACCAACUUGUGAGAGUACAUUAAAAGAUACACUGAAAAUCAA
This is a messenger RNA of Solea solea (common sole), 1744 nucleotides long. RefSeq names its product protein tyrosine phosphatase 4A1 (gene ptp4a1). Gene Ontology annotation, molecular function: protein tyrosine phosphatase activity. Gene Ontology annotation, cellular component: nucleus. The transcript is spliced from 6 exons. Gene Ontology annotation, biological process: protein dephosphorylation. The record is from RefSeq and is a predicted model, not a curated record. NCBI's taxonomy places the organism in Eukaryota, Metazoa, Chordata, Actinopteri, Pleuronectiformes, Soleidae. Bases 168 to 641 code for a protein of 157 amino acids.